Budorcas taxicolor (takin) is the source of this 1964-nucleotide messenger RNA. RefSeq names its product insulin like growth factor 2 mRNA binding protein 2 (gene IGF2BP2). Gene Ontology annotation, molecular function: mRNA 3'-UTR binding. Gene Ontology annotation, cellular component: cytosol; cytoplasm; nucleus. Gene Ontology annotation, biological process: nervous system development; regulation of gene expression. Lineage: Eukaryota; Metazoa; Chordata; Mammalia; Artiodactyla; Bovidae. The transcript has 16 exons. The record is from RefSeq and is a predicted model, not a curated record. The coding region runs from base 1 to 1800 and encodes 599 amino acids.
AUGAUGAACAAGCUUUACAUCGGGAACCUGAGCCCCGCCGUCACCGCCGACGACCUCCGGCAGCUCUUCGGGGACAGGAAGCUGCCCCUGGCGGGACAGGUCCUGCUCAAGUCCGGCUACGCCUUCGUGGACUACCCCGACCAGAACUGGGCCAUCCGCGCCAUCGAGACCCUUUCGGGUAAAGUGGAAUUGCAUGGGAAAAUCAUGGAAGUUGAUUACUCAGUCUCCAAAAAGCUCAGGAGCAGGAAAAUUCAGAUUCGAAACAUCCCUCCUCACCUGCAGUGGGAGGUGUUGGAUGGACUUUUGGCUCAGUGUGGGACAGUGGAGAACGUGGAGCAAGUCAACACAGACACAGAAACUGCCGUUGUCAACGUCACAUAUGCAACAAGAGAAGAAGCUAAAACAGCCAUCGAGAAGCUAAGCGGGCAUCAGUUUGAGAACUACUCCUUCAAGAUUUCCUACAUCCCGGAUGAAGAGGUGAGCUCCCCUUCGCCCCCUCAGCGAGCCCAGCGUGGGGACCACUCUUCCCGGGAGCAAGGCCAUGCCCCUGGGGGCUCUUCUCAGGCCAGACAGAUUGAUUUCCCGCUGCGGAUCCUGGUCCCCACCCAGUUUGUUGGUGCCAUCAUCGGAAAGGAGGGCUUGACCAUAAAGAACAUCACUAAGCAGACCCAGUCCCGGGUAGACAUCCAUAGGAAGGAGAACUCUGGGGCUGCAGAGAAGCCCGUCACCAUCCAUGCCACCCCAGAGGGAACCUCUGAAGCAUGCCGCAUGAUUCUUGAAAUCAUGCAGAAAGAGGCUGAUGAGACCAAACUAGCUGAAGAGAUUCCUCUGAAGAUCUUGGCCCACAAUGGCUUGGUUGGAAGACUGAUUGGAAAAGAAGGCAGAAAUUUGAAGAAAAUUGAACAUGAGACAGGGACCAAGAUAACAAUCUCAUCCUUGCAGGAUUUGAGCAUAUACAACCCUGAAAGAACCAUCACUGUGAAGGGCACAGUUGAGGCCUGUGCCAACGCCGAAAUAGAGAUUAUGAAGAAGCUGCGUGAGGCCUUUGAAAAUGACAUGCUGGCUGUUAAUCAACAAGCCAAUCUGAUCCCGGGGUUGAACCUGAGCGCACUUGGCAUCUUUUCAACAGGACUUUCCGUGCUGCCUCCACCAGCAGGGCCCCGAGGAGCUCCCCCCGCUCCCCCCUACCACCCUUUCGCUACCCACUCUGGAUAUUUCUCCAGCCUGUGCCCCCCUCACCAGUUUGGCCCGUUCCCGCACCAUCACUCUUAUCCAGAGCAGGAGAUCGUCAAUCUCUUCAUCCCCACCCAGGCCGUGGGGGCCAUCAUCGGGAAGAAAGGGGCGCACAUUAAACAGCUGGCCAGAUUCGCCGGGGCCUCCAUUAAGAUCGCCCCAGCAGAAGGCCCAGACGUCAGUGAAAGGAUGGUCAUCAUCACCGGCCCACCUGAAGCUCAGUUCAAGGCCCAGGGGCGGAUCUUUGGGAAACUGAAAGAAGAAAACUUCUUUAACCCCAAAGAGGAGGUGAAGCUGGAAGCCCACAUCCGAGUGCCCUCCUCUACAGCCGGCCGUGUGAUCGGCAAGGGCGGCAAAACCGUGAAUGAACUGCAGAACUUAACCAGUGCAGAAGUCAUCGUGCCUCGUGACCAAACACCAGAUGAAAAUGAGGAAGUGAUUGUCAGAAUUAUCGGGCAUUUCUUUGCCAGUCAGACUGCACAGCGCAAGAUCAGGGAAAUUGUACAGCAGGUGAAGCAGCAGGAGCAGAAAUAUCCUCAGGGAGUCGCCUCACAGCGCAGCAAGUGAGGCUCCCACAGGCACCAGCAAACAACGGAUGAAUGUAGCCCUUCCAACACCUGACAGAAUGAGACCAAACACAGCCAGCCAGAUCGGGAGCAAACCAAAGACCAUCCUGAGGAAUGAGAAGUCUGCGGAGGCGCCAGGAGCUCUGCAGAGGCCCUGAGGAUCCG